AUGCAUACUCGCGCACCAGCGCACCACAACGUGCAGCAGAUCACCACCCAUUGCUCGAAAGCCCUCUUUGGAGUUGAUGCGAUAAUGACACCACUCGUUGAGGCGGUUACGGUACCUGCUCGUGCACCUGACAAGGGCACGGAGUGGACAGUGGACGAGCUAACUGGCGAGCGAGCGAUCAAAUUCCUGCUUACCGGAGUCCCAUUCAUGAGCUGCACUAUCGGCGUCAAGCGGAAUGCUCACCUGACUUGCCAGGCGACGUCACUCCAAGUCGCCCGCUCCAAGUUGGACUCGGAGUCCAAGUUGCCCGCUCCAGGUCGCCCGCAUCGUCCAGGGACACCGUCGGCGGCCACAAAGCCCCUGCCUUCCUGCUCCAGCAACGGGCCCAGCACACGCUCGCCAGGCGACCUCGCUAGCGCAUACGACCUGCCACCGGCAAAGAAGGCGCGUGCCGCACGGUAUCAAAACUACGUACCGGAAGAAGAGAGUACUGUCACGCACGCCGUUGUCACUGUCCCUGCAUACUUCAAUGAAGCUCAGUGCCAAGCCACGAAGGAUGCGGGCACCAUCGUCGGUCUCCAGGUCGUCCGUAUCAUCAACGAGCCCACGGCCGCUGCCAUCGCGUACGGUCUCGACAAGAAGGGCGGCGAAUCUCAAAUUAUCGUCUACGAUCUCGGUGGUGGAACCUUCGAUGUUUCGCUGCUCUCAAUCGACGACGGCGUCUUCGAGGUCUUGGCCACUGCUGGUGACACCCACCUCGGUGGUGAGGACUUUGACAACCGUGUGAUGGACUAUCUCAUCAAGCAGUACAAGAAGAAGACGGGGACCGAG
Fomitopsis serialis is the source of this 831-nucleotide messenger RNA. Its product is annotated as Hsp70 protein-domain-containing protein. Gene Ontology annotation, biological process: endoplasmic reticulum unfolded protein response; cellular response to unfolded protein; protein refolding. The record is from RefSeq and is a predicted model, not a curated record. Gene Ontology annotation, molecular function: heat shock protein binding; misfolded protein binding; ATP binding. Gene Ontology annotation, cellular component: endoplasmic reticulum chaperone complex; cytoplasm; membrane. Lineage: Eukaryota; Fungi; Basidiomycota; Agaricomycetes; Polyporales; Fomitopsidaceae. The transcript has 6 exons. The annotation marks the transcript as partial.